This is a messenger RNA of Staurois parvus, 1206 nucleotides long. The record is from the annotation of a GenBank genome assembly. NCBI's taxonomy places the organism in Eukaryota, Metazoa, Chordata, Amphibia, Anura, Ranidae.
GACAGUAGGCGGGGUCUUGUGGACGGGGCGCUGACUGGGGCCUCGGAGCUCCUGUGGUCGAUGAUGGCGUGGUGGAUGUGGUCGGUCCGGGGGAGAUGUGGCCUGUCCGGGGCCUGGAGGUCCGCCUCUAGGGGGUGUGUGACCCGAGCCGUACCGAGGCCGGAGACCCAGGUCUUGUCGGAGAGGAAGACCUUCAUGAAGGAAAACCCGCUGCCGUUCUCCGCCUUCCUCACGGACAGCUUUGGACGUCAGCACAGCUAUCUGAGGAUCUCAUUGACCGAGAAGUGCAACCUUCGAUGUCAGUAUUGUAUGCCGGAGGAAGGAGUACCGCUGACCCCGAAAAGCGACCUUCUCAGCACUCAGGAGAUCCUCACUCUGGCCCGGAUCUUCGUACAGGAAGGGGUGGACAAAAUCCGCCUGACCGGUGGGGAGCCUCUGAUCCGACCUGACGUGGUGGACAUUGUAGCCCAGCUCCGGAAACUGGAAGGCCUGAAAAGCAUCGCCAUCACCACAAAUGGGAUCAACCUGAACCGCCAGCUGCCCCGGCUGAAGGAAGCCGGACUGGACGUGCUGAACAUCAGUCUGGACACCCUGGUGCCGGCCAAGUUCGAGUUCAUUGUGAGGAGGAAAGGGUUCCACAAAGUCAUGGAGGGGAUCAACCGUGCUGUGGAGCUGGGAUACAACCCUGUCAAGGUGAACUGCGUGGUGAUGCGCGGCCUGAAUGAAGACGAGCUGCUGGAUUUUGUAGCUCUGACGGAGAAGCAGCCGCUGGAGGUGCGCUUCAUAGAGUACAUGCCCUUUGACGGCAACAAGUGGAACUUUAAGAAGAUGAUGAGCUACCAGGAAAUGUUGGACUGCAUCCGUCAGAGGUGGCCGGAACUAGAAAAACUGCCCACCGAACCGUCCAGCACUUCCAAGGCCUAUCGGGUGCCCGGCUUCCAGGGGCGGAUCGGCUUCAUCACCUCCAUGUCUGAACACUUCUGUGGCUCCUGUAACCGGCUGAGGAUUACGGCGGAUGGAAACCUGAAGGUCUGUCUGUUUGGAAACUCUGAAGUGUCUCUCAGGGACUUGCUGCGGUCGGGGUCCAGCGAGGAGGAACUCAUCCAGACCAUCGGAGCUGCUGUGGGCAGGAAAAAGAAACAGCACGCAGGUAUGUUCAACAUAUCGCAGAUGAAGAACCGUCCAAUGAUCCUGAUUGGUGGGUGA